Molecule: messenger RNA, 2209 nt
Organism: Scylla paramamosain (green mud crab)
Lineage: Eukaryota; Metazoa; Arthropoda; Malacostraca; Decapoda; Portunidae
Gene: Art4
Product: histone-arginine methyltransferase CARMER-like
Exons: 13
Coding region: 27-1847 (606 amino acids)
Biological process (GO): peptidyl-arginine methylation
Molecular function (GO): protein-arginine N-methyltransferase activity
Source: RefSeq, a predicted model, not a curated record
ACCACCAGCGCCACUCGAGGCACAAAAUGGCGUCAGGUCGGCCGUUCGAGAAAGUGACAGUGAAUAUUUUGCACGAGGACGGCUCCAGGACGCUGAAAUAUCCGGAUCCGGUCACUCUAAAGCUAGAAUAUGAUCCCCACGGACUCUCCUGCAAAGUUAGACAAGGUGGUAUGUGCAUGUUGGAGAUCCCCAUCGAGUCCAAAUCAGAAUGUUGUCGUCUGGGAACAAAAUCAUACAUCUUCGCCUCAAAUCACGAGGACCUGCUCUUCACCUUCGCCUCGGAAGCUGACUCAAGAAGGUUCCACACCGUUAUCCUGAAGAUGAGGCAAGGCAAGGAGGUGUCCGUGUUUAAUGAGAGGACGGACGACUCUAGCGCCACACAAUAUUUCCAGUUCUACAGUUACCUGUCACAGCAGCAAAACAUGAUGCAGGACUACAUCAGGACAGGCACGUAUCAGCGCGCCAUCCUGUCCAACAUGAGUGACUUCCGGGACAAGAUAGUGCUGGACGUGGGCGCUGGCUCAGGCAUCCUCUCCUUCUUCGCUGCCCAGGCUGGCGCUCGGAAGGUGUACGCUGUAGAGGCUUCGUCUAUGGCGCAGCACUGUGAGAUGCUGGUGCGUGCCAACAACCUUCAGGACACCAUUCAAGUGAUAGCUGGCAAAAUAGAGGAGAUUGAGCUGCCAGACAUGGUGGACAUGAUCAUCUCCGAGCCAAUGGGAUACAUGCUGUACAACGAGAGGAUGCUGGAGACUUACCUGCAUGCGAAGAAGUGGCUGAACCCCAAUGGCCGCAUGUUUCCCUCCCGCGGCGAUCUGCACGUGGCACCCUUCAACGACGAGGCACUCUACUAUGAACAGCUCAACAAGGCUAACUUCUGGUACCAGAACUGCUUCCAUGGCGUUGACCUGUGCCAGCUGCGAGAACAAGCCCUCAAUGAGUACCUCCGUCAACCCAUCGUGGACACCUUCGACAUCGGCAUCUGUCUGGCCAAGUCCAUCAGAUACUCCCUGGACUUCAUGACGGCAGAGGAGAAGGACUUGCAUCAUUUGGUUAUCCCAUUGGAGUUCCACAUUCUCAAAUCAUGUACGAUGCACGGACUCGCCUUCUGGUUCGACGUGGCGUUCCUUGGAUCGUCACAGACCGUGUGGCUCUCCACCGCCCCAACAGAGCCCCUCACUCAUUGGUACCAGGUGCGUUGUCUGCUGGGGAAGCCGAUCUUUGUGAAGGAGGGGCAGCUUGUGACUGGAGUGGUGGAGCUGGUGGCCAACAGGAGACAGUCGUACAAUGUUAACUUAGAGGUGAGGAUUGAGGGGACCACCACCGUCGCCACCAACUGCCUGGAUCUCAAGAACCCGUACUUUCGCUACACUGGCAUAGCACCCCAGCCUCCCCCCGGCAAUAACACAGUGUCCCCAUCUGAGUCUUACUGGGGCACCGUGGACGCACAGGGAGCCAAGCAAGCAGUGAACAUGGUGAACGGCAUAACAGUGAACGGUCUCGGCGAAGUGGCUCUAGACCAAGGCACCUCCCUCAUCAGUCUGGGUCAAUCUAAUUUGGCUUUAGGAAGCACCAACCUUGGCUCACUCAACCUGCCGUUUCAAAGUGCGGUGUCAAGAACUGUGAGUCUUCCAGUCUCCUCUCCAGGGAACUUCGCCAGCACCUCACAGUCCAUCCGGCAGGUGGGCGGGAGCAGCGGCGUUGGCAUAGGCAGCAGUAACUUCCCGGUGAACAGUGCGCUGAUGAUUGGGGACUAUGUGACUCCCGGCUCCAUCAUCCUGCCCACACAAGGCAUCCAGAUCAACUCCCACUCCAGCCUGGGCAGUGUGGAGUGCACCCAGACACAGUGACCCACGACAGAUAGCCUUGCCGUGUGGCGCAGUGUGUUCUGUCCCUGAGUCGUCUUGUCUCCCAUGCUGGUUUCACUCAGGUGACCCACCAAUCUCUGUUGUCUUCAGCGUCUAUCAGGAAUUGUGCCAGAAAAUUCAAUUCUCACGUCUUGGAUUCUCUGUCUGUCUCUCCAUCUCUCUCUCAGGCAAGCAAACUGUCACCAUCCUCUGGUUUUUGGAUGUCCUCUGUAGUUAUCUCCAUUUCUGACCUUGCAGAAAGCCAUCUCAGUCUAUUUAUCUUCAAAUCACCAGGUCACGGCACACAGGAUGGAGAAAAAAUGAUGAACAGAAGGUGACAAAUCUGUACAACCCUGUGAAGUGUG